UGAACAACAAUGCCACGGGAGUCAGUGCACGUUCGAGUUGGUACUAAGCUAACGCGCCGGUUAGAAACCGUAAAAGAAUAAAGAAAACAUCAACAGACAGACACACCGACUAAUUAGACCGCCGGGCACAAACUGCAAACAUCAUAAAUAACAUCUCAGCAGGUCUUAUCUAGCGCAGGAAACUACCAUUUUAGACGCAAAGAAAUCACGCGACAUCGCUUAGAUAUUUACAUUCAAAUAAGACAAAUAUGAACGGACCUUUUUUUUGAUCUCACGUGUCUGUUUGUUGUAAAAUGUUUGCUCUAUGUCUGCAGGCUCGGAGCUCGGUCCCUCCUCCUGCGGCUCUCCAGUCGGGCUUUGUUUACGGGGGCGAGCGGGCGUUGCACCUCGCGUCCCGACACCGCGCACGCGUGACUAAUUUAAAAAUAAAACUUAUAUUCGCCGCUGCACAUCCUGUGCGCCACACAAAUGUUUUAAAACUUACUACUAAUAACUUGUUCAUAACACCAACUUAGUUUGCAGACACAAAAAAGUUUCGUCUCGCAUUCCUUAAAUUCAAGUGUGCGAACUUGUGCAAAAUAUUUUGUGUUGUUGUUUUUCAAUCGAAGUGCUCUUCUGGUGCACUCUGAACAUUGUCUUAAUAUCGAAUUUAGAGAAACAGGUAACUUUACAGAGUAAUUGUGGCUCUGAGAAAUGGAUGUGUAUUAGGAUUUGUAAAUAGUAAAACGAAAAUGGAUUGGCGCGAAAAACUGUUGGGGAAGGUGUUGGUGAAAUGUGAGUCUGGGAACCAAAACGGUCAGUUCCAGAAUGUAUCGACGCUGGAGGCUCUGUCCGACUGCGUGGAGGAGGGCGAGGGCGCCGUGUGUGGGAUAUACUUUUCGUUCGCGAACAUAAGCGAUGCCAGUGACGAUUUCGGAGUGCGUUUGGAGGAGGUUUACAAGCGGGUGCAUCCUCGUUUGAAGGUGGUGCAGGUUGUGUUGUGGGCUCAUGUUGGUACUCCUGAGGGGCUGGUGGAGCGGGAGGCUGGCUUCAGAAGGAGCCUGACUGGGAAGCCGUGGUUCGCUGUGCCCUUCCAUGAUGUUGAUACUAAGCGCCGCCUCACCCAAAAAUUCAGCAUAGCUGUUGGUGUUCCUACCCUGGUGAUCCGGGGCCGGCAUGUCCGGGACGCGCUGCUGGACGAUCCCCUAGGUGACCGGUUCCCCUGGCCACCGCCCCCCCUGGCUGAGGUGCUGAGGGGGGUACAGCUGCAGGGUGACGGGGAGAGUCGGCUGUAUGAGGAGCUGCCAGCUGAUGCCGUCAGGGUGUUCUACUUUGCUGCUCAUUGGUGUCCACCGUGCCGGUCGUUCUCUCCGAGUCUGUGCGCGGCGCUGUCAGCUGUGCGCAAGCGCCGCACCAAAUAUGCUAACACACAACUUAUACUGGUGUCAAGCGACAGGAGCGAACAAUCUUACAACCGGUCAGUGCAGUCUGUAUCUUCAGUGGGAGCGCUCUCCGUGCCCUGGUCGGCGGCGGACGCGCGGGUCACCAUGCCGGCCGCGCUGGGCGUCGCCGGGAUACCCGCGCUCGUCAUCACUGACGGAGCCGGCAAGAUCCUCACAGCCAACGGGAGACAUCAUCUGAGUGCUGAUCCGCUUGGUGUGAACUUCCCGUGGGCGCAGCGGCCGGUGUCGGUGCUCACAGAACAAGCUCUGCUGAAGAUGGCUCGGCAUCCCGCUGUCGUUCUGUUUAUAGAUGACGAGGACUCCGAAAUAGAAUUCGCGGAAUCCGUGAUCACACCCUCGGCGGAAUCCUACUACGAGGAGUGCAGCAUCCAGUACCCCGGCUUUUGUCCGUACCAGAACUCGUCGGACGACGAAACCAUGGACUUCGACUACCCAACAUCCCGCCACUCCAGAAUGAAGAAGAAACCGUUCAAGCACGUCAUGUUCUACAUCGGGAUCGACGGCACUGAUAGCGCGGACAUGUUACGAGAGCAUAUUGGUCUAGAUGACGCUGUCCCCUUGCUGACUGCCAUAGACUUCCCUAAGCAGCGCCUGGUCACCAUGAAGAAUGGAGACGAGAUCACGACGGACUCGGUGCAGAACUUCGUGGAUGCCUAUUUGAGCGGGAAUGCUGAUUUUAAACCCUUGAAGCCGUAUAGUGAGAAAUGUUAGUUACCGAGCAAAUGGAUUACGUGACUUGAAUUUGUAUAAUGUUGAUAAACCUAAGGUUUUUGAGCUAACAAGCUUAUUGUGAUUUAAACGUAAAUGUAUCGAGUUUAUUUUUGGCAACAAAACCUAAUAAACGAACGGUCAACUAAUCUGUAAUAAUUAUUUAGUUCCCUCGAUUUUACCCUUCAAACUGUUCAAAGUAUGUUAUUUAUGAGGAUGUGAGCUAAAUUAUUAAGUUGAAUUCCUUUUACAAUUAUUUAUAAUAUAUUAUGAUGACAUUAUUAUAGAGUGGAAGUAAGCCGCACUAGUAAUGUUUAAAUAUAAGAGCUGAACGAACGCUUGGCCGAUAGAUGGCACUAGUUCGGUUGGCGAUAAAAAAACUGUUAUUACCGUGCUAUUGCUUUUCGAGUCACUAUAAAUUGGAAUACCUUUGGUUGCUCAUCAUACAAAUUCAGGAAACUAUUGUCCAACAUUUUAAAAUUACUUAUUACAUUUGUUAUUCCAGUAUUAUUUUAAUAGUUAUCUUUUAGAAACCAUUGUAUAAUUGUUUUGAUGUUAUUCAGUAGCGAUCAGAAAUUCAUUGUGUAAUUUUAAGAUAUUGUUUGUGAGUAGCUAAUUAGUAUAGAGAUGUAUGAACUAGGAAAUAAUUAUGUUGAUCGAAAUAGUUCAUCACCCAUGAUAAAUGAAAUUAAGUAAGAACUGGUAAAUAUAGCUAAAGUUUCCCUUAGAAAUUAUGAAAUAAGAUAGUAACGAUCUGCUGACUCAAUACUAGAAAAAAAACAAAUAAUCAAUGAUAGUCACAAACAAGCAACAUCACAAGAAAUAAUACGAUAACAGUUAAAAAAUGUGAUCGUUCCAUUAAAAAAGUAAAAAUGCAAUCGAGCAUUUACAUUUAAUUUUAUUGUUUGUCACCUAUUCUGUUAUUGCAGUAGCUUAUGAUCAAAGACAUAAUUAUUAAUAAAUUUUACGGUUUCUUGACUACAAAAAAUACUCAUGACUUAAAAAAUAAAUUAAACGUUCUCAAUAAAUUUGAUACAUUAAGAGCCGAUUUUUAUCGUAGGAUUUGAAAUAAUACAAAUAAAAUGGAUUAAGAAAA
Messenger RNA from Trichoplusia ni (cabbage looper), 3246 nucleotides. Its product is annotated as nucleoredoxin-like. Lineage: Eukaryota; Metazoa; Arthropoda; Insecta; Lepidoptera; Noctuidae. Bases 732 to 2153 code for a protein of 473 amino acids. The transcript has 6 exons. The record is from RefSeq and is a predicted model, not a curated record.